AUGGCAAUGGCUAUUAGACGCCGCUUUCGCUCCUCCUCUACAGUUCUGGAAAUGAACGGCGAGAGAUACACUACGAGCAUCCAUCAGUCCUAUCCUGUGUCUCCGGGACUGACUUCCUCCGCCCCUUCCACGCUUGGCACAACUUCCGAUUACGUCGAGAUGGCCAGGCAAUUCUGGGACGGCCUCGAGCAAACCUCGAGUGAAACUGGCAAAAUGGGCCAAUUGGGAGAGAGCUGGUCUCUCCGAAAGUUUUGGGACGAAUAUGUGGCAGUGGAAAUGGAGUUCGGGUACAAUGUUCGGGACCAUGUCACGAAUGAGGAGACAUUCAUCGGUUGGUUCGACUUGGGACUUGGAAUGGCAAGCUUCGGCUUGGUCGUGCUGCAGUUUGGCAUUCUGAACGGGCGACUUAUUGACUCGCCGCACGCCACGCGUUUGGGAAAAGCAAUGGCGUGCAUCAGUUUUAUUCUCGCCAUCCUCUGUGUGGUCGUCGGUGCCUAUCGCUUCUUUCGCCAGCAAAAAGCACUCGUUCAGGGGCAGAUCUGUAUUGGGGGUUUGUCCAUGUUCUCUGCUGUGAGUUUAUACAUUAUGGUAUUGGUGGCCAGCAUAAUCAUCAGUUGGAUAGAUGUACUAUAG
Messenger RNA from Fonsecaea multimorphosa CBS 102226, 633 nucleotides. RefSeq lists its product as uncharacterized. The transcript has a single exon. Bases 1 to 633 code for a protein of 210 amino acids. NCBI's taxonomy places the organism in Eukaryota, Fungi, Ascomycota, Eurotiomycetes, Chaetothyriales, Herpotrichiellaceae. The record is from RefSeq and is a predicted model, not a curated record.